Messenger RNA from Callorhinchus milii (elephant shark), 4691 nucleotides. RefSeq names its product sorting nexin-19. Gene Ontology annotation, molecular function: phosphatidylinositol binding. The annotation marks the transcript as partial. The transcript has 13 exons. Gene Ontology annotation, cellular component: early endosome membrane; intracellular membrane-bounded organelle. The record is from RefSeq and is a predicted model, not a curated record. Lineage: Eukaryota; Metazoa; Chordata; Chondrichthyes; Chimaeriformes; Callorhinchidae.
GAUGCUGCGGGCGGCGGAGCGGGAGAGAGCGGCGGCGUCGGCGGGCGAGGAGGGCCCAGCACCGGGCCCAGCAAGUGGCUGGGCCUCGGGGCCCUGCUGCUGACCGGCCUCCUCCUGCAGCAGCUGCUGCUCAACGUCUGGCUGCUGGGCGCUUGGCUGCUGGUGGCGCUGCUGGGCGGCUGGCUGGGCGCUCAGCUGGUGCUGGGGGCCGGGAGCCCGGUCCACCUGGAGAGGUUCAUCCGGCUGGAGGCGCGGGGAGGAGGGGCGGCGGCGGCGGCGGCCGGGUCCGAGGGGGCGGCCUCCUCCCUCCUGUCGGCCGAGAUCCAGGCCACGCUGGGCAAGAUCGUCCGCGACUUCGUCAGCUCGUGGUACCGCCGGGCGGUGAGCCGCGAGCCGGGCUUCGAGCGCGAGGUGCGCGAGGCCCUGCGGGCGGCCGCGCUCGAGCUGCAGGCCCGCGCCGGGCGGGCCGACGGCAAGGCCGUGGCCGGGGGAGCCCUGCGGCUGUGCGGGCGCCACCUGGAGCGCUACGCGGCGGCGGUCGGGCGGGCCGGGUCGGCGGGAGACACCGAGGCGGUCUGGCGGGCCUACCUGGGAGCGGCCGGGCGGCUGGACCCGCAGCCGCCUCACGAGGCCGCGGUCGGCGGCCCGGCGGCCGAGCUGCCCCGCGCGCGGGCCACGGUCGAGCUGCUGCUGCGCGCGCUGGUGCCGGCGCCGCAGCUGCGCAGCCGCACGGGCCGCCUGCUGGUGCGCGAGCUGUUGGCCUGCAACGUCUUCCUGCCCCUGGUCGGCAAACUGAGCGACCCCGACUGCCUCAACAGCGCCAUCGUGGGCAUGGCGGCCAAGAGGGGUAAAGGCGUGCGGGGUGGGGGGGGAGGAGGAGGAGGAGGAGGAGAGCAGCAGCAACAACCACCACCACCCCCGCCAUCAUCAUCUUCAUCAUCGUCGUCGUCGUCGCAGGAGCAACCGCCGCAACAGCAGCAUCGUCGCCUUCUUCAACCGGAGCGACGACAACAACAACAACAACCGCCGCCCUCUUCGUCGUCGUCAUCUUCGUCGUCAUCAUCGCAGGAGCCGCCGCCGCCACAGCACCACCGGCGUCUUCUUCCUCAACCGGAGCGACAACAACAACAGCCGCAACCGCAACGGCAGCAGCAACAACAACAACAACCACCCCACCACCGCCACACCGACAACAGGAUCACCGGAGGGUACGCCGUCCGCGAAAGGACACCCACCCCCAAGCCCGCAGACUUGCCGAGCUGCUCGCCCGGAGGGGGGCCCAACGCGGGCGGCCACGGGGAGCCCGUCGGGGACGGGGCCGGCGAUUACCGGCAGAGGCCGGAUAAGUUGACCUUGUUCUAUUCGUGCGAGGAGUACGACCCCGACGACUCUCCCCCCUUUUCGGACGCGAGGAAGGACUCCGCCGAUUCUACGGCGCCGCCGACGGCCGAAGAAACUCUUGCGGAGAGGCUGGCGCCCACCGGACUGUCUCAGCCUUUGGAGACGGCAGAUGAUGGAGGCGGAGAUGAGCUGACCACCGCUGGUCAAUUAACCGUUUCGGACACGGACGCCGCGAGCGCGCCAUCGUUUGACCAGAACCCGGAGUCCGUGGGGUUUGAGAAUGCGUCCGACGAGGACGGGAAGGAUGAAAUCUUUUCCAAGUUGGCAGCUUCUUCCACCGUAUUGGCCCACGAGACCAUCCGGAUUCUUUCGCGACAGCAGUCGUUUCAGGAAAAGGAGUGCGUUCCAUCAGACAGUCCCACCAGUAACUCCUUGGACGUCCAUUCCGCAGAACUCGCACAUACCUCCUCGCCCACGGGACUGAAUCUGCCCACGUACGCCUUUGACCCACUUUGCAGCCCUGAUACGCCUGUGGUCAUUCAGAACUUGAGAAUUUGUGGAACCAUCACAGCAAAGGAACACAGAGGCGGAGGGUCACACCCUUACACUCUCUACACUAUUAAGUACGAAACUGCACUGGACACGGAUCACCCUGGAACGCUCCAGCAGGUGGCUUACCACACUGUGAACCGACGCUACAGCGAGUUCCUGAACCUGCAGACCAGACUGGAGGAGAAGACGGAACUGCGCAAACUCAUCAAAAAUGUGAAGGGACCAAAGAAGCUCUUUCCAGACUUGCCUUUUGGAAACAUGGAUAGUGACAAAGUUGAGGCUCGGAAAAGCCUUCUCGAGUCCUUUCUUAAGCAAUUAUGCGCAAUUCCUGAAAGUGCAAACUGUGAAGAAAUGCAGGAGUUUCUAGCUCUGAACACUGAUGCCAGGAUCGCUUUUGUGAAGAAAUCAAUCGUAUCCCGGAUUGACAAGAUUGUGGUUAGUGUGAUUGUGGAUACACUGAAGACUGCAUUCCCCCGAGCAGAACCCCAGAGCCCUACAGAGGAGGUGGGAGAGUGCGAGGUGGAUGGAAAAUCUCAGUCAGACGGAAAAAAAACGACCAAAUCUCGUCUAAGGUUUUCAUCCAGUAAGAUUGCACCAGUCCUGAGUGUUGCUGAUAUUCAAGCAAAAGUCACCUAUUGCUUCAAUGAGAAUCGCUUGCCAUCAGAGGGCCUUUGCUUAGCGGGGAUGGAGGAUUUCAUUUUGGAGCAAGAGAGGCUGCUGGAGAGAAUGCAGACAAGCGCGGGGGUAAAAGGGACCAAAGAGGAGAUCAACGUAGAAGGAGAGGUUUCAGCCAAGAGACCGCAGAUCGUUCCUUCACCAUCUUUUGACCGGAAUUUCAAUUCAGAUUCUGAAAUGGCCUUGGCAGAUGUUGCCCUGGAUGUUCUGUGCUUGUUGAUGAAGGAUCACUGGAGUUGGCUUUGCACUGAAAAUAUGCAGAAGGUUAUAAGGCUUCUGUGUGGGACCCUGCUAGAAAGGUGGCUUGAGGUGCAGAUUGCUAACUUGACGUGCACCCAACACUGGGUUGUGUACCUCAGGCUUUUACAGGAAGCUAUCUGGCCUGGAGGAACUCUGCCAAAAUGGCCAAAGCCGGUCAGGUCACAGGAACAGAAACAGCAGACGCAAGAACAAGCCUACCAGUCUCUGAUGAAGUUACUGCCAGCUCUGGUGCCUGAGGUCCUUGGUGAAGAGGGAUAUCGCAAGAGUUGGCGUCACAUCUUAGACUCGCUACAGAAUCCUUUGAUAAACAGACAUCUGGUCUACUGCAUAUGUGACCUGCUGUUGGAAUUUCUGAUCCCAGAAGCUUCGAGUGAAGAGUUCCAAAGGUCUUUGCUUUCCUGCGUUUCUGGCAGCGUGGAGCGAGUUCCAAACUAAGGCAGGAAUCGUUGACAAAACACCAUUCGGGUAUCAUUACAGCUGGUUGACGGAAAUUGAAGCACAAAUGAGAUCUGCUGUGCACAGUAGUGGAAUGUGCAAGAUAACUUCUUAGGAGCUUGAAUGUAGUACAUUUUAAGGCAAGUUCAACAAAGCGAUGCUCCCUUUAUAACCUGGUAGUUUCAUCUUUACAGAGAAACAAAUUAGAGCAACCACCUAAUUUCCAUUCUUGACCAACACGCAGACCAUUACAAGUUAACAUGUAUUCUAAUUAUUAUUGCACUUUGGUAUUUGUGUGACUUUGCCAUCUGUUGCUUAAUUUAUUUAAAAGAGUCUUUCAUUGGCGUUGAGCAAAAGUAUUAUUUUCGUCCAAUGGCAUAAUGUUGCUAAUUCGUUAAAGUUAUUAUUAGCGGGCUAUUUAUUGAAAAGUGUGUAUUACAUGUGUUCUGUCAACACCUCGCUACCUUGGGUUAAUUCAUCAGAUCCAAACUAACCUGACAAGAAGGUGACGGGCUACUUUUAGUUGAGAAAACGCCCUGUUAUGCGGUUAUUUUAAAAAAAUACAAUGGGAAAAAAAGGUUGUUAGAAUGUUUUGUGUUUCAUUAAAAUGGAAAUGUGGCUAUUUAAUAUGAUGGGUGUUCAAAAUGCUCUGGAGUCAUGCUGUGUACACCAUCUACCCAACUUAUGUUCAUUGGUUCCUUGCUUUCACUAACCUACUAGCUAUUCUUUCUAAUAAUCUAUCCACAUUAAUGGCAGAGUUGGGCUUGCUUUGGUUAUCUAAGGAGAUCAUUUCUCCAACUGCACGGCUUAAUUGUUAUUGAUGUUCUCACAAUUCCUGGAAUAGAAAUAACAAGUAAUGUAGAUUCUGAAUAGGUAAGUUUACUAACUUGAACACCUUCUAGUAAUUGGAACAGAAGGAGAUGAAGCACACCCACAUUCCAACAUGACUUCCAGGAGCCGACCACUUUUAUUGUUUGUAAUACGUAGUGACUUUGCCGCACUUUAGCUCAAGAUAUAACUGGAAAUAUGAGGAGACGAGAGCAGUCGAUUUAUAACUGAGAAAGCAUUGGAAAGUGAGAGCUUCGAAACAAGCAGGAUUGUGCACUUUUCACUUCUUUGUGUUAAUUCUUUUCAUCUUUCAUUCUUUGGGUUGUGUUCAGUGCUUUUCACUUCCUUCAAUGUUUGGAGGUAGAAGCUACAUUCUGAGAUUCUUUCCGACCUACAAGAUGUAUUGUGCUUUCCCUGGCUGCGUGAUCGAUGCUGUUAUGGGUAUAGCUUCGAAUAUAUCAAAGACUUUUACAUUUGUAGCCGUAUUAAUGGUUGAAACUUAGGUAUUUAAAUGCAAUGUUGCAAUCUGUGAAGUUACUGUUAUCCAAUUGUCAUUUACUAGAAUUCCAAUUCACAAUAAAUACUGUAACAUAUCUUAA